UACUAUAUCUCUCAUGUAGUUUAUGUAUUAAUGUAGUAAGUGUGUGUACUUAAACACUAUAUCUCUCAUGUAGUUUGUGUAUUAAUGUAGUAAGUGUGUGUACUUAAACACUAUAUCUCUCAUGUAGUUUAUGUAUUAAUGUAGUAAGUGUGUGUACUUAAACACUAUAUAUCUCAUGUAGUUUAUGUAUUAAUGUAGUAAGUGUGUGUACUUAAACACUAUAUCUCUCAUGUAGUUUAUGUAUUAAUGUAGUAAGUGUGUGUACUUAAAUACUAUAUCUCUCAUGUAGUUUGUGUAUUAAUGUAGUAAGUGUGUGUACUUAAACACUAUAUCUCUCAUGUAGUUUGUGUAUUAAUGCAGUAAGAGUGUGUCUACUUAAACACUAUAUCUCUCAUGUAGUUUGUGUAUUAAUGUAGUAAGUGUGUGUACUUAAACACUAUAUCUCUCAUGUAGUUUAUGUAUUAAUGUAGUAAGUGUGUGUACUUAAACACUAUAUCUCUCAUGUAGUUUGUGUAUUAAUGUAGUAAAAGUGUGUGUACUUAAACACUAUAUCUAUAAGUAUGAGUAUAAACCCUCCUGUCCUUCGGGUCCAUGAACGCAUCGCGGCUCUGCGGCUGGAGGCGGACACAUUCCUCUGUCCUCCCCCAGGACCGCUGACCCCCCCCCAGGCUCCGGUGACCACACACUCACUGCGGGUUCUUCUCGUCGGAGCGUGUUCGUGAGGACUUCACGCGCUCACGAGCGGAAGUUUGUUUUGUUUCCACUUUUUUGGGGGGGUCACAUCAGUGAAGUGCACGCGCGUGAGUCCGUGUUGUUACCGUGAGGGCGAUGGGUCUGGAGGUGUCCAGACGGGGCUGAGUGAGAGGAAGGAACCACCUGUUGUGGACGUCUCCCGGAGCUCCUUACGGACAAACACGAGCCCUGACCCCGGACUCCGGAAUGCAGCGAGGCAGGGAGCAUGUCGCCAUGGAGCUCCGGUCGGCAUGAGCCGGGAGGACGCGGUGAGGUGUCUGCGCUGCCUGCUGUACGCACUCAACCUGCUGUUCUGGCUGAUGGCAGCCUGUGUGCUGGGAGUAGCAGCCUGGAUCAGAGACUCCUUGAACACCGUCCUGACUCUGACCGCCCACACCAGGCUGGAGGAAGCUGCCGUCCUCACGUACUCUCCAGCGGUCCACCCCGUCCUCAUCACGGUGUGCUGCUUCCUCUUCAUCGUGGCCAUGGUGGGCUACUGCGGGACCCUCAGGUGUAACCUGCUGCUGCUGUCUUGGUACUUCUGCAGCCUGCUGCUGAUCUUCUGUGUGGAGCUGGCCAGCGCCGUGUGGACCUACGACGAGCCUUCGGUUCAGCGCUCUGAUAUGAUCAGUCUGAAGUCUCGGAUGCAGAACUUUGGCCUGCAGCGUUACCAGUGGCUCACACACACCUGGAACAGCUUCCAGACAGAGUUUAAAUGCUGUGGGGUGAUCUACUUCACUGAUUGGCUGGAGAUGACAGAGAUGGAGUGGCCGCCUGACUCGUGCUGCUCCAAUCAGUAUGCAGGAUGUGCUCGCCACGCCCACUUCCACGACCUCAGCGACCUGCACCAAGAGGGCUGCGGUCCGAAGAUCUACGGCUUCAUUCGAGGGACGAAGGCGCUGCAGGCGCUGCGUUUCCUGGGCGUGUCCAUCGGCGUGGCUCAGAUCCUCGCCAUGGCGCUCACCCUCACCCUGCUCUGGGCGCUUUACUACGGCAGGAAGUCUCCAGAGCCGGACCCCACGGCGCCGGACAACCCGGGCCCCGUCGCCGUGACGACCUCCAAACCCGGAGAACAGCGGUUCGAGAUGGAGCGACUGUCGUAACUCUGCUCAUGGGGUCUGAAGGGUUCGCUCACUUCCUGGUUCCCGAGACCUGGUCUGGACCCGGACAGUGACUUCACUGUGAGCUCAGUAGCUACCAAACAUUAAAGCAGCAGAACGGGAUGUUUGAUUUCGUCACCAGCCUCUGCAGAUGAGCUCUGAACAUCCCAAUAUUUAUUAUUUCACUGGAAAGUCUUUUAUGGAGCAUGUGAUAUUUAUUAUUUAUGCAUUAUUGAUUCAUAUCAGUUCAUCUCAACAUUCAUCACAUAGCAACUCAAACAUCUAGAAGAUUUAAUUAUAUUAAUAAUAUAAUAUUUGAAUGUCUUCAGAGGAUCUUCCAGUUGAGAAGAUGAAAUGCUGUUCAGAUGUUAUGAAGUUAUGAAAUUAUGAAGUUAUGAUAUUCAGAAAUUAUGUGGUUCAGAAGUUAUGAGAUUCAGAAGUUAUGAAGUUAUGAGGUUCGGAAGUUCUUCAGGAUUUAUUCGUGGUUCAACGGUGGAAAACUGACCUUUAAGGUUCUUUGGAUCUUUUUUCCCUGAAGGAGGUCCAGGACCAUGACAGAAACAUGGUGGACUCCUUGAGCUCCUUCUGGAGGAGCUUCAUAUCAAACCAGGAGGAGGAGGAGCUUCUGAUCAUAACCAGGAGGAGGAGGAGCUUCAUAUCAAACCAGGAGAAGGAGGAGCUUCAUAUCAAACCAGGAGGAGGAGC
Molecule: messenger RNA, 2537 nt
Organism: Cyclopterus lumpus (lumpfish)
Lineage: Eukaryota; Metazoa; Chordata; Actinopteri; Perciformes; Cyclopteridae
Gene: tspan12
Product: tetraspanin 12
Exons: 7
Coding region: 984-1835 (283 amino acids)
Cellular component (GO): membrane
Source: RefSeq, a predicted model, not a curated record